Molecule: messenger RNA, 686 nt
Organism: Rasamsonia emersonii CBS 393.64
Lineage: Eukaryota; Fungi; Ascomycota; Eurotiomycetes; Eurotiales; Trichocomaceae
Product: Solid-state culture specific protein
Exons: 1
Molecular function (GO): metal ion binding; ATP binding
Source: RefSeq, a predicted model, not a curated record
CGGACCGGCAGGAGGUGCUCGAGGUGUUCCCUCCGGAGGUCAAGAAGAUGCUGCAGCAGCUGUACGCGGGCGACCAGGACCCAAAGACGGCGUCUCUGGUGCUCCAGGACUGCGUCGCGUCGUCCACCGUCGACUCGCUCAACCUGUUUGUCACCAAGUCCGGCCGGCCGAUCUUCCUGGGCCGCGGCGCGCAGUACCUAGACGCGCGCGGUCAGUGGGGCGGCAAUUUCAUCUCGUAUGCCAACCAGGACGACUACCGCGUGCGGUAUGCCGGCCUGCUGGAGACGCUGGCCAGCGUGCUGCAUGCGCGCGGCUACUACGGGCCCGUGGGCAUCGACGUGAUGCAGGACGCCGACGGGCAGCCGUACAUCGUCGACCUGAACCCGCGCGUCACGGCGAGCUACCAGCUGAGCCUGCUGCGCGGGCACUUCUACGAACGGCGCGGCCUAAGCGAGGCGGUGCUCUUCUAUCCGCUGGGCCUGAAGUGCACGCGCGAGACGUUCGACGACGUCUUCCGCGCCGAAAUCACGGCCGGCCGCGUCGUCGUCUGCGGCUGGUGUGAAGGCCGUGCUGGGCCGGGGGGAGUUUUCCGGUAUAGCACAGUCUCGCUGGUGCUGGGCGGCAAGAAUGCGGCCGAUCUGCAGCAGUUGGUUGACAAGGUGAAUGCAUUCAAGAUCUACAAGUGA